AAUGUUGAGAUAAUCAUUUAACAAAAUAUGUAGAAAAACCAAGUUUUAGAGAUUCACAUGUUACUUUAGUAAUUAUUCUUAAAAGAAUCCUGCAAUGAAAUAUGAUGAUGAGUUUAGAACAACUAUAAAUCAUGAAGGCAAAUUACUACCAAAUUCAGAUCAUUCCUUUAUAGCUGAUCAUGAUGACAAAUAUGGAUUAUAACAUAUUAGAGAUCCUGCAAAGAUAUUAACACAUCUAAAAUCAGUUGAAUUUAAAUAUUCAUUCAAUGAUUUGAUUUAUUUUUUGCGACAUCUAGUUCACAUUUCAGAAGAACAUGGUAUAAGAUCAUAGAUAAUGAACAAUUAUAAUUUUAAAGAAUUUUUAAACCAUAUUAAGAAAUGUUUAAUAACAAAUCAACAUGAUAAAUUUCCAUUAAUUGGAUCCUAUGCAUAUUGUCUAAACAAAUUGGAUAUUAAUGAUAGAGAAAUGUGGAGAUUAUUGGAAUACAAAAUAUUAGAAGAUUAAUAUCAUACAACAUUUGAUGAAAGUGUCUUUGCAGCAUAAGGAUUUUGUAAAUUACCAUUGAUGUAUUAUGGUUAAAGUGAAGAAACCAUAUAAAAUAAGAUUGAUAAGGUUUAUAAAAAAUUAGAAAGAGUUAUUCGAAUAACUAUUUGGGAAGUCAACCCUAUUCAUUAUCACUCUAUAGCUAUGGCAUUAGCCAAAGUAAAUAGAUUUGAUCCUGAAAUGUUUGCUAAAUUAGAAUAACAUAUAUUAACUAAUUUAUCCUUAAAUUACACUACUAAAAUGAUGGUUGAUAUCUUAUUCUGUUUUGCAAAGGGAAAACAAGGAUCUUUGGAAUUUUAUGAUUCAAUGUAAUAUGUGAUAUUUAAAGGUCAUAUGUUCAAUAGAAACUUUUUCUUAUAAUCCCUUUCUGAAUUAAGUUAUGAUGGUCAUCUUGUAGCAAAAUUAUUAGGAAUCUACAAAGAAGCAUAGGAUAAAUAUCAUGAAUUUCAAUUGCAUCCAGAUUUUUAAAACAAAGUUCAUAAUCUAAUGGUCAAUAGAUUAACUUAUUAUGAUUUAGAAUCUCUAGUAACUACUAUGACUCUUCUUCCAACUUUUAUUAAAGAUGAUUUUAAAAAUAUUCAAAAUAAUCUAAUAAAUCGAGUAACUUAAAUUCCAGGUUAAUUCUAAAUUCAAGAUAUUAUUAAAUUUUAUGAGUUCAUUGAAUAGAACUAUGAUGAUAUCAAGAAUGCUCCAAUAUAAUAAAUGCAUUUUGUUGAAGAUAAUCUUUACAAAUAUAGUGAUUCUGUUAGUAUGGAUGAUUUAAUUAUCAUAUUGCAAUAUUUGGUAUAGAAUUAAUUUGAUUUAUUUUUUAGUAUGAGAGACCCAAAUUCAUAUUAUAGCCAGAUAAAUUUAUCAAUCAAGUUAUUAAGACUUUUGAUUAGAAUAUAAAUUUAAUGACUGCAGCCUAGAUAGAUAUGUUGACAUCUCUCUUUUAGCCUUUUUUGGAGUUUCAAUAAAAGUAGAUAGGAGAUUCUUUAAAUAUAAAGAAUACUUUAAAAAAGUUAAAAGAUAUUUAACUAAUUAAAUAAUAUUAUUAGAAAUAAAUUGAAUGA
Molecule: messenger RNA, 1596 nt
Organism: Paramecium pentaurelia
Lineage: Eukaryota; Ciliophora; Oligohymenophorea; Peniculida; Parameciidae
Source: the annotation of a GenBank genome assembly